AUGCUACUGAUGGGAGCAGUGUUUGGCAGCGAAGACGAAUUUCGGCUGAUACAAGACCUGAGGAACAAUUAUGAUCCAAUAGAGAGACCUGUUCGGAAUCAUUCGGAACCUAUUCGAGUCGACCUCAGGAUCAUUCUACAGCAGCUGGUGGAUGUGGUGAUUACUUUGGUGCUGUGGACUCAAUUCAAAUGGAAUGACUAUAAAAUGCGUUGGGAUCCGAAGGAGUACGGCAACAUCACCAACAUACAACUACCCAACGAUUUCCUUUGGAAGCCUGAUAUAUUGCUUUUCAACAGCGCUGACGAACACUUCGACGCUUCAUUUCCAGUAAAUUUUGUAGCUUCCUCGAACGGAAAUAUUCUUUUGGCACCGCCUGGCAUCGUGAAGAUUUCGUGCGAACUGUCGAUGACGUGGUUUCCGUUCGACGAACAAAUGUGCUUCAUAAAGUAUGGUUCCUGGACCUACACGGGUUCAAAACUCGAUCUUCAUAUUGACGACACUGGUUUGAGCGAAAUAAAUAAAAUGGACCUCAGUUACUAUGUGCCGAAUGGAGAAUUUGACCUGCUUGCAACACCAGCAGACCGAAUUGUGUCAACGUUCAACGACGAACUGUAUGUAGAGGUGUACUUCAGGAUGCAUCUGAAGAGAAAAACGCUAUACUACGGACUGAACUGGAUAGUACCUUCUGUGCUGAUUUCGAUCAGCAAUGUACUCGGUUUCACAAUGCCUUCCGAGUGCGGAGAGAAGAUCACUCUGCAAAUCACCAACUUGUUAUCCGUAACUGUUUUCCUUGGUAUGGUAUCGGAAAUCACUCCACCUACGUCAGAAUCAAUUCCAAUUAUAGCCGUGUUCUUCUCACUUUCGAUGUUGAUUUUGGGCUGUUCGAUUAUAGCCACCCUCGUCAUAAUUAAUGUCCAUUUCCGAUCACCACAAACUCAUCAGAUGGGGAAAUGGACACGGUUGAUUUUUCUGGAAUGGCUGCCGUGGAUCCUUCUGAUGUCCAGACCAGGAAAAAAAUUCGUCCGUCCCUCAAAGAAUGGUUCUUCUUCCGAGGGUAGUCAAUCUGAUAAUGGAGAUGAGAGAUUUCAAAAAACCGCUGGAAGACACGUUGUACUCAUUGAUAACGAUGAUGAUGAGAAAGAACCAUUUAUAAAUGGAGAUAUUCAUCAGAUGGAGAAAGUCAAAGCUCUACGGCCAUAUCUUGUUCGAAGUUCGGAGUGCCUCAUCGACCACACUGCAAUGGAGAGUGGAAUCAGGGAAAUCAUAUAUUUGCUUAACUCGUUUAAGGAACGGCUCGAUGAAGAAGAGCGUGAGUCAGACAUGCAGGCCGACUGGAAAUUUACCGCCAUGGUCAUCGAUCGAUUUUCCCUGUACCUGUUCACUCUACUUAUAGGCGCUACUACAGCCUUAGUAUUCUUCUCCACUCCUCGACUCUUCAUCGAUUCCCCGAUCUAUUAA
This is a messenger RNA of Necator americanus (New World hookworm), 1458 nucleotides long. RefSeq lists its product as uncharacterized. Gene Ontology annotation, molecular function: acetylcholine-gated monoatomic cation-selective channel activity; transmembrane signaling receptor activity. The transcript is spliced from 11 exons. Lineage: Eukaryota; Metazoa; Nematoda; Chromadorea; Rhabditida; Ancylostomatidae. The coding region runs from base 1 to 1458 and encodes 485 amino acids. The record is from RefSeq and is a predicted model, not a curated record. Gene Ontology annotation, biological process: monoatomic ion transmembrane transport; chemical synaptic transmission; nervous system process. Gene Ontology annotation, cellular component: plasma membrane; neuron projection; postsynaptic membrane.